AUGUCUAGCGAACUAAAGUAUUUCUACAAGGGCCAAGAAACCGAUUUCGUCAUUUUCGUGGAGUCGCAGGCCGCCGUCGAAGAGUACUUGAAAGCGCCCGCGAUUUCCAAGUUGACGGAAACCGUCGGAGUUUUCAAGAUUUUCACGAACCAGCAGGGCGAAGGCGCCGAGGGUGAACUUGGAGAAGCGUCCAAGUCGCAGUUGGAAAACGAAUUUGGUAAGCACAUCAAGGUGGAACAGGCCAUCGACAGAAUAUUGAGAGAGGGCUCCGCCAACGCUAAGGGCGACGUGAACAAGGCCAAAUUCGCAUCCAAGAACGACUCCAUGCGCUAG
Molecule: messenger RNA, 333 nt
Organism: Lachancea mirantina
Lineage: Eukaryota; Fungi; Ascomycota; Saccharomycetes; Saccharomycetales; Saccharomycetaceae
Source: the annotation of a GenBank genome assembly